Messenger RNA from Planococcus citri (citrus mealybug), 2686 nucleotides. Its product is annotated as fatty-acid amide hydrolase 2-A-like. Gene Ontology annotation, cellular component: endomembrane system. The transcript is spliced from 9 exons. NCBI's taxonomy places the organism in Eukaryota, Metazoa, Arthropoda, Insecta, Hemiptera, Pseudococcidae. The record is from RefSeq and is a predicted model, not a curated record. The coding region runs from base 905 to 2485 and encodes 526 amino acids.
GGAAGUUUUUCAUUAAAAAUAUAGGUUGGCAACGUGAAAUAGAUGCAUAUGAUUGGUGGAAUGUUAUCUCUCCAGUCCAACAACCAAUCAUGUGCUAUCAUUAUUAUCAUUCACUGUGACCAACCAAAGUAUUUUAGUAGAAAUCUUUUUUAGGGGUGCUCGAUAUUUCUGGGCACCCUGUACAAAGUACCCAGUUGAACUAGAUACCUACUCGAUUUGAACUUGAACACGAUCGUUUUCAAUUUGCCAAUUUUCCCACUGUCAUUCCUACUACGAAGAAAGUGGGUGUCUUAUCUAUGAUGUAGCCUGUAGGUAAUGUAUAGGUAGGUAGGUAGGUAGGUAGGUAGGUAGGUAUACAUAGAACUAUAUUGUUCUAAGUUCUAACAACCUAGGACCACAUGAUUCGACCACUGACUAAAUUUAAAGUUUUGAUUUUUAAUCAUAUGUAAGAAUGUGAAUGUAUAGGUCACUUUAUAUGUACCUGCAUAUAUUACACACAGAAAUUAGAAUACCUAGAUAUGUAGUAGUUGUACGACGCCACAUUGUAUUCCAAAAUCGCGGCACAAUCAAUGAUUCAUUACAUUUAUCUCAAAAUUUGGUGAUUGGAUAGUUGUUGAUAAAAUGUUUAUUGUUUAGCCAGAGUACUUUUACAGCAUAUGUUUAAUUGCUCGUAUUUAACGCUUUAUCUCUCGUGCAAGUACUAAAGUACUCGUAAUUAACGCAUGCGCAGAGCGAUUCUUCCACAUAUGCUUCCACAUGUAUGGACCCCGCCUACCUCAACAUUCCAUAGGUAACAUAACAACACCCAUACAACACCUACAUCAAUGCAUAAGUUACGUUCAUUUUUAAAAUCGUUGUUUAGUGUGUUAGUUUAAUGGUAAGUCGGCAGUGACCAAAAAAAAACAUGCUGUUGUUACUUCGAUUUUUGAACUUCGUGACUGUCCUAUUAGGGAAAAUAGUCGCCCCUCUUUAUUCAUACUUUGCAAAACUUCCGCGAAAACCCCUACCGGCGCUAAAUGAACCAGAAAUUCUCAAUUCGAGCGCGACAAUUUUAGCCCAAAAAAUUAGGACCAAACAACUCACCAGUGAGCGAGUUGUGAAAGCUUUCAUUGAACGAUGCCAGCAAGUGAAUGGACAAUUGAACGCCAUCAUUGAAGAUCGAUUCGAAGCAGCUUUAGAAGAUGCUAAAAAUGUUGAUCGUAUCAUCCAAAAUAAUGAAAAGUCUGUUGAACAACUCGCCAAAGAGAAGCCUUUGCUGGGAGUUCCGAUCACGUUUAAGGAAUGCUUGAUGGUUAAAGGUUUGAGUUAUACUGCCGGUGCUCCAUCGAGAAAAGGCAUAAAAGCUACCGAAGAUGGUGAUGUAGUAGCUGCUUUGAGAAAUGCAGGAGCUAUACCAAUUGCUGUCACGAAUUUGCCCGAAUUCUGCUGCUCUUUUGAAACUCGAAGUGAAAUAAUAGGUCAUACAAGUAAUCCAUAUGAUCCUAAUCUUACUUCGGGUGGAUCUUCUGGAGGAGAGGCUGCUCUGGUCUCAUCAGCUGGUUCAGUUAUAGGAGUUGGGUCCGAUUUUGGCGGAUCGGUUCGAGUACCUAGUUUCUUUUGCGGUGUAUUUGGACACAGACCUACCUCUGGUAUCGUUUCUCUUACUGGACAUUUUCCGGAUAGUCCCGAUGAAGCUUGGCAAAAAAGAAACUCGAUAGGACCUUUGUGUCGUUACGCAGAGGACUUGAAAUUAGUUCUCGCUGUUAUGGCCGGUGAAAAAAAUUCCAGCUCAUUAAACCUAGAUCAAAAAGUAAAUUUGAGCAAAUUGAACAUAUAUUAUAUGCUCGAUCGAGGCUUCAGAAUAUCCGAAGAAUCAGUCAAUCCGGAUAUUAAAAAAUCAAUUCUCAAAGCAGCCGAACACUUUCGUAGCACUUACGAAAGCUCUGUUCAAAAAAUUCACAUAGCUGAAAUGGACGACACACUUGAAAUGAGUAUGGCCAACGUUACUCAAAUGGAAGGCCUCGAUGCAGCAUUAACUUUGAAAGAUCCUAAAGACGAGUCUUGUCUUUUUGUCGAAUUUCUGAACUUGCUCAGAAAUAAAGCCAGCUAUUCGAGGGAAGUGUUGGUAAUGAGAUUUAAAGAUAAACUUAUUCCUUUUUUGUUACCUGAAAGCAAAGUACCCAAGUACUUAUCAGAAGCAAAUAACUUGGCUAAUCGUCUCAAGAAUCUAUUGAAAGAAGAUGGUGUUCUAUUCUACCCAACCAGUGGUUGUUUGGCAUUCUACAAACGGCAAUUAACAUGGAAAGAGACAUCGAUGGAAUAUUCGGAAAUUGUAAAUGUACUAGGUUUUCCAGCCACUCAUGUUCCGAUGGGAUUGAAUGAAAAUGGCAUCCCAGUAGGUUUUCAGGUAAUUGCUGCCCCUAAUCAAGAUCGCCUUUGUUUCGCGGUUGCUGAAGAGCUUCAGAAAGCAUUUGGUGGAUGGGUGCCUCCGCCGAUGAGCUCAUAAUUUUAUUUUAUUUAUUGCAAUGUACCUAUUUUGAAUCCACCCUAUUUUUCUCAUCAAGUACUUACUAAUUAUGGUGAUACAUUUCCUUUGUAGAAUUAUUAUUAUGUUUAUAGAGUUUUUUUCUAUCUAAUUAUUUACUACAUAUUUAUUUUUAAUAAUUUGUAAUCAUGACUCAUGAGCAAAAUUUUAUACUUGAACAUG